Molecule: messenger RNA, 684 nt
Organism: Penicillium soppii
Lineage: Eukaryota; Fungi; Ascomycota; Eurotiomycetes; Eurotiales; Aspergillaceae
Product: putative vesicle transport v-SNARE protein Gos1
Exons: 3
Coding region: 1-684 (227 amino acids)
Biological process (GO): endoplasmic reticulum to Golgi vesicle-mediated transport; vesicle fusion
Cellular component (GO): SNARE complex; Golgi medial cisterna; cis-Golgi network
Molecular function (GO): SNAP receptor activity
Source: RefSeq, a predicted model, not a curated record
AUGGCAACCUCUACUGGCUCCGGGUGGACGCAGCUCCGGCAACAAGCCCGGUCACUCGAGACUCAGACCCAAAACCUUUUCAACACGUACUCACAAUUUGCCUCUAUCACAAAGCCUCCGCAAUCACCCACCGAGGAAGAGCUACGGCUUGAAUCACAAUUGAAGGACCUCCUCGAAAGACGUGAAUCUUUGAUCGCCCAACUAUCUCGUUUACUUGACUCCGAAGCUACCCUCACAUCCUCUGCCCUGAAACAAAACAACGUCGCCCGCCACCGCGAGGUGCUCCAAGACCACCGCCGUGAACUCAACCGUCUCACUUCAGCCAUUGCCGAGUCGCGCGACCGUGCUAAUCUACUCUCUAAUGUUCGAUCUGACAUUGAUUCCUACCGCGCAUCUAACCCCGCCGCCGCCGAGGCCGAGUACAUGCUCGAAGAGCGGGGCCGAGUUGAAAACAGCCACAAUAUGAUGGACGGGGUGCUGAGCCAAGCAUAUGCGAUCAACGAGAACUUUGGAGUCCAGUCUGAAACCAUUGCAAAUAUCAAUCGGCGCAUUGUCGGCGCUGCCAGCAGUGUCCCCGGUAUGAACUAUCUAAUUGGCAAGAUUGGCAACAAGAAGAGGAGGGACGCUAUGAUCCUUGGAUGCUUCAUCGGGUUCUGCUUUUUGAUGUUGCUAUUCUUCCGGUAA